Molecule: messenger RNA, 2478 nt
Organism: Anolis carolinensis (green anole)
Lineage: Eukaryota; Metazoa; Chordata; Lepidosauria; Squamata; Anolidae
Gene: c6h19orf85
Product: chromosome 6 C19orf85 homolog
Exons: 3
Coding region: 262-951 (229 amino acids)
Source: RefSeq, a predicted model, not a curated record
UCUAAGCAUCUUCAGCAUCCUUUAUCCUGUGCUGGGUACCAAUCUCUGAACAGCCUGCCUUGGGGAAAGAGCUGGAAGAGGCAGAUGAAAGAGUUUGUUGGAGGCAAUAACAUUACCAAGUAUUGACAGCUUAACUUGGAAACCACCUUCUUAAACCUUCUUCUUCUAAGAACAGAGAGACAACCUGAGUAAAACCAAGUGACAACCACUCUGUACGGCAACCUGAAUUGAACCCUCUGUGCCCCUUGACUAAAACAGGGAAUGCCCCACAGCAGCAGCCCCCCAAACAGGUCUUUCCUGGCACCUCCCCGAACCCUGGCUUCCUAUGACCGCGGGCGCGAUCUCUGCACCUUUGUGUCCGCGGCAGCAUCCCACGUCAUGCGCACCCUCCAGAGACCUUGCCGGAGCAAGCCGAGCAAGAGGAAAGUGAAUCACCGACGGUUCCUACAGAACCAGAUAUGCAGGAGCUUUUCAGAUAUUGAAGCAGCUACUCACCGCUUAGCCUCCUCCAUCCUUUCCCAGGAAGCGUGUGUCCCUCCUGCCGCAAUCCAGCAAAGAAGCCCCUCUCGGCCCCCGAUGGUCCGACUGCCCUCCGCUGUCAGUUCCUUCUCAGGCAUCGCGGAGGCAUUCGUGGCUCCCGACCCGAGUCCCAGCUGGGCCUUGUCUCUCGAUGCUUUGACCUCUGAGCCAGAUGAACUUUUCGAACCCAUCACCAGAGAGUCCAGCCUUGCAGGGGUCAACAGCUGGGAGCCUCUCAAUCUCUAUCCUUCAGGAGGAUCCAGUUUAGUGGGAUGGACAUCACAACCCCAUGCAGAACCUGCCUCUUGUAUGGAGCCAAAUGCUGGUCCUUCAACUGCAGUUGAAUGCCUCAUCCCUGCCUUGGAUUCAGAAGCUUUUGUGACUUCGGGCCAUGACAGCUACUUUCCUUUGUGGGACCUGGAAAGUUGGUGACUUCCCAAAAGAGUUGCCAGCUUGGGAUUUUGAAGGCCCUUGGGUUCCUAGGCCAAAACCUGAGACCUAAAGACAAGCCCCUAGUGAUAUUAUUAAACAUUGUCCAUUAAGUACCAACAAACAUCGCUGAUGAGACCUUGUCAUUCAAACAUGCAGAGAAAGAAAGGGAGAGAACAAAUGUGCAAACACCUACACAACAUUAAAAGCUCAACUUUAGUCAGUUGGCAAAAACUUGAUGGCACAAAAUGUUUGGACCAGGAGAGUAAGGAUGGGGCCACCAUGGGAAGGAGUUCUAGCCUGGAAGCAGCCACAAAAGAGGCCCUACUUCUUAUUUUCCCACCAAAUGAACCUUAGAAGGCUUUGGACCAUGGUGAUGAUCUCUCCAGAAGAUGGAAUGAGGGUCAUAGGGACCUUAUGAUGUUGUUGAAUGACAGCUUCCAUUCAGCUUCUGGGACAGGCAUGGGCAAACUUCGGUCCUCCAGGUGUUUUGGACUUCAACUCCCACAAUUCCUAACAGCCGGAAGGCUGUUAGGAAUUGUGGGAGUUGAAGUCCAAAACACCUGGAGGACCGAAGUUUGCCCAUGCCUGUACUAGAAGCUGUAAUUCUGGAGGGUGUCAUAUUUCUACUCCUGGUUUAAUUACUGGCAAUAAGUGCUUUAAAUAAAAAAGGAUGCUUAUUUUGGCCUACUUUUUGCCUUGCACUCCAGCCAAAUCCCUACGAAAUUGAAUUUUUCCCUUUCCUGUUGUAUUAUCUUUAUUUAUUGGUUCCUAGGGGGAAAUGCAGAACUAACUUUGGUGAAGUAGUGGAAAGCAAGGUUCACAACAUUAGAGUGCUCCUGCAACCGUUGUUUCCCAGACUUCCUUGUUCCUUGUUAUUUUAGCUGUAUUUCUUACAGCAGCUGAAGGGAAAGGGAGUUAAUUUUCCCAGUGAAAUUACAGUAUUGUCAGCUAUCCAUGCUGCAAUACAAUUUGGAUGUGACAUGUGAAAUUGAAAGUGCAAUUGAAAUCUAUUAACUUUACAAAAGACCUGCACCUGGUAGACACAAACCUAGCAAGAAUUGGCUUAUUGGGAUGGAUAUCACUGACUGUGUUUUUGGACUCUCCUUUCAAGUAAUAGUUAUGGGGAAUUUCAUGGUGAAUGCUUGCAUUUCAAAAUUUACCACUAUACUGCUUUCUAGUGCUGUUUCUUAUGCAUUCUUCCACAUUUAACUCCCUUUCCCCUAUCCCUGGUUUAGCUUCCCUAUUCUUUUUCCAUUUCUUCCUUCCUUGUGAUGUGUUCAGUGGUUUCUACAAGAAUUAAACACACAUACCGCUAUCAAUGGCUUUGAUUUAACUGUAGAAUGAAUUCCUUCCUUGUCUCCGAUAUAUAUAUAUGUUGCUGUUCAAGUGAUUGAUUUUUAUUGACAAUAUUAUUUAAAUGUAAAUUAUAUUAUUGUCAGAGAAGAGCAGUAAUAUAUUCUUGCCCCCCACUUUAUCUGAGAAUGUGUACUCUUGAUGUGACUAUUAAAUGGUUGUUUCUUGCUGCCA